This is a messenger RNA of Linum tenue, 400 nucleotides long. Lineage: Eukaryota; Viridiplantae; Streptophyta; Magnoliopsida; Malpighiales; Linaceae. The record is from the annotation of a GenBank genome assembly.
GCUUGAAAUAGAUGGAAGGCCAUACUGUCUCCUUACAGCAUUGAUGUGUAGCUCGGCCCUUCCACCUCUUGCUGCUACUCAUUUAACACCAAAACCAGAGUUAGAACAAAGCACCAAGAACAAAGCACAAAGAAGAAAGAGGGGGAGAGAGUAACCUUAAUAGUGGGAGCAAAAGAAGUAGGAGGCAAGAAGCCAGCAAGAAGCUCCGUCGGCGAAAUCGAUGAGAAAGCUUGCUGCCAUGAUGAGAUGCUCUCAUUGUUGUUAUUACUGUUAUUGUUGUUGUUGUUGUUCAUAUGGUUCUCUCCUCCUCCUCCAAUGUUGUUACAAGGAUCCCCAACAUUUGCAUUCCCUUGUGACAGUGCUUCAAAUAUCGAGGUGGAUGACUGGUUGCUGGCCAAAC